Molecule: messenger RNA, 2987 nt
Organism: Ectocarpus sp. CCAP 1310/34
Lineage: Eukaryota; Phaeophyceae; Ectocarpales; Ectocarpaceae
Source: the annotation of a GenBank genome assembly
AUGGGGUUCAACUCUGGCGAGUCUGCACCUCCAUCGCGUACGCCCACCAGACUCCAUGGCCAGCGACAACGGUUGUGCUGCCAGGAGGACGGCUGCACAACAAGGCCAUCCUACGGAAACGCUGGCUGCAAGAAGGCGGAGUUCUGCUCUCAGCACAAGAAGCCAGGGAUGAUGAACUUGGUGAGCAAGAGGUGCGGCCAUCCAUGGUGCGUAAACAAGGCGUCAUUUGGUAUGGACGGCAGCACGAAGGCGGAUUUCUGUUCUCAGCACAUGAUACCAGGGAUGAUAAACUUGGUGCACAAGAGGUGCGGCCAUCCAGGGUGCAUGAAGCACCCGUCAUAUGGUAUCGACGGCAGCCAGAAGGUAGAGUUCUGUUCUCAGCACGCCAAGCCGGGGAUGACCGACGUCAAGCACAAGAGGUGCGGCCAUCCAGGGUGCAUCAAGAGGCCGUCAUAUGGCAACCGCGGUAGCAGCAACGUGGAGUUCUGCUCCCAGCACGCCCAGCCGGGAAUGAUAAACUUGGUUAACAGGAAGUGCGGCCAUCCAGGGUGCAUCAAGCACCCUUCGUAUGGGAAAAUUGGCAGCAAGAAAAGGGACUUCUGCUCUCAGCACGCCAAGCCUGGGAUGAAGAACGUCAAGGAGACAUGCAGCCAUCCAGCGUGCAUCAAGAGGCCAUCGUACGGCAAAGACGGUAGCAAGGCGGAGGUCUGCUCUAAGCACAAGAAGCCAGGGAUGAUGCACCUUAAUGGCAAGAAGUGCGGCCAUUCUGGGUGCAUGAAAGAGCCAUCAUACGGUGAUGACGGCAGCAAGAAGGCGGAGUUCUGCUCUCAGCACAAGAAGCCGGAGAUGGUCGAUGUUCGUAGCAAGAGGUGCGACCAUCCGGGGUGCGUGAAGAUUCCGUCGUAUGGUAAAGACGGCAGCAAGACGGCGGCGUUUUGCGCUCAGCACGCCAAGCCGGGUAUGAUAAACGUGAAAAGCAAGAGGUGCAGCCAUCCAGGGUGCAUCAAGUGGCCGUCAUUUGGUAACGAAGGGGGCAAGGCAGAGUUCUGCCUAAAACACGCCAAGCGUAAAAUGGUCAAUGUGCGGCGUGUGUAAGACCAGCGGUCGCAAUGCGAGGUAUUGCUGGACAUGACGUGGCGUGCAAUUGUGAAAGUUCGUGACGUGUGUUUCGGGAUGCAUUAUUGGUGACCCCGCCAGGGUUGAACUUGAUACAUCACUGACUUGGCAAAGGCGUUGUCAACGAUUUCUUGUUUUGGACGGUCGUCCAAGCGAUGCACCCAGCCAAACCCUCAACUUUACACAUGCACCUGGGGCAUGCACGUACGAUGUUUGCGUGAUGAAUUAUGCUCCAGUUUGGUCGGCUUGUUCACGACUUGCAAGGUGGCGGGGGAGAUACACGGUGUACUAGCUGGAAUCAGGGUUUAGGCAGGAAGGAGAGUGAUCACCCUCUCGAGCCUCGAGGCCAGCCUGCAGGCAGGUGUGGUAUGGAUAGGAUGGGGGGUGAUGCGAUCAAAGCGAUUUAUUACCACGUCGAGAUCAUGUACCGCGGGGGGGGGGCGAAUGCGCAGUACGGUCGUGAUUUUCGAACCCUAAAGAUUUCCCUACCACAAGAGUGACUUCCAGAUACGCUGGUUUGACUAGCAAUGCAACCUUGGCACGCCGAAAUGGUCGUAUUGGAUUGUAGUCGGUCGACGCUUCGGAGGAAGCUCGCCAAAAUUCUGCCUGGUGGCGAAAUCAUCCUUUGUGGUGUGGAACCCUGCGGUAUGAUGACCGACUCUGACGCUAUCUAUUGUAGUCUGACGAAGAGAUCAUUUACAGCUCCGGGUGGUGCAUAAGAAACCAGAUUGAUGGGACUGCUGUGGUCUGGUGUGACGGACAAGUUGGUUGUGGAGGUUGGUCAUGAAAGGGAAAUUAUGUACCGAGGGUGAAGGAUCGGCGCUCUGUCCCCACUUGGCCGAAUGGCCAGGAUUUGAUACAGAUGAACGGUCGCAGUAGAUGAUGAAGGCCAGGGCAGUAGCGACGGGGCGCGUCACUCAAGGCGCGUCACUACGGAGAUGCACGGAAAUCCAUCUAACGCUUUCCGUAGCGUGCACCUGCCUUGACCCCUGUUUUAGCGGCCUACAGCGCUUUGUCAACAGCAUUUUCUACUUCACAGACCGGCCGUAUGUGAGGUACAAUUGGGUGUGAUAGCUGCGUUGCGGCGUUCAAGUUGUGAAGCGUUGAUGGUUGCCAGACAACGAGCAGGUUCGCAGUAUCCAUGCUGGUCGCGGGCCAAACUUUGGCGAUCGCUAGCGUAGAUGGGAAAGGGGAACGUCUGUUGAUGUGAAGUCCGGCCAGAGCCCGUCAGCUGGGCUGAUCGAAACAUUUUUUCGUUGGCCAAUUCAGAGGGGGGUGGAUGAAGAUCCAAUCGUUUUGACGUGUCGUUGGUUGACCGCCGAGGGUUUUACUUUUGUGCCAUGGUGUGGUUCACCUGUUCCAAGGCAACGAUGCCGUUGGGAUGGUAAGUGCUCGUCGCGGUUUUUGUCACGCACGCGAGAUUAGUUAACACACAUGGCCAUCGAGUGGUCGGUGAAAGUUGUAGUCUACUGUUGUCCGGGUUCAUUUUAUUUGAGCACGUCUGCGGUGUGCCUUCCCCUCAUCAGGUUGUGUCAGACACAGCAUGCAUACAUGUCCGCCCCACGAGUACGUACAGCGAAAGGUGAAGGCUGAUGAGUUCCAGUCGGUCCCGCGAGGUGCCAUAGAGAGAGUCCCGAGUAUGUGGCGCUGAUGGUCACGCCUGGCCCAGUUGGAAGAGUGGAGUGUGGUAGGUUUGGGAGACGAUGGGCGAAAGAACGCUGUAUGUGGCGUCGUCGUGAUAUUCUCGCUUGACGUCCGAGACGAUGCGAUCAUGCUACAUACCACCAGUUACAUGUAGUGCAGAUUCGCACACCAGCUAAAAAGCAUAAAGUCUGUAUGUGGGAGAGAAUGCGACAAGUCUCGAGACGACA